Messenger RNA from Ooceraea biroi (clonal raider ant), 1018 nucleotides. RefSeq names its product troponin C type I (gene TpnCI). The record is from RefSeq and is a predicted model, not a curated record. NCBI's taxonomy places the organism in Eukaryota, Metazoa, Arthropoda, Insecta, Hymenoptera, Formicidae. Gene Ontology annotation, molecular function: calcium ion binding. Gene Ontology annotation, cellular component: myosin II complex.
CGCGGCGCCGGUCCAUCUCGUGGCAGUGCAUAACCGGCAGGAAAACUUCGUCGCGAGUUCCCCAUCGCUGUUCCGUGUCGCUUCCUCAGUUUACAACCUCAGAUACAAAUCCGCGAGGCCCGCAGAAUCCCGGUUGACCCCCUACUGUAUAUCCCCGUGUUUUAAGUAGAGUAAAAAAAUCGAAUCGCGCCGUCAUCAUGGUAUGUUCUAUCGAUGAUAUUGCUGACGAGCUGCCGCCGGAACAAAUUGCCGUCCUGCGCAAAGCUUUCGACAGCUUUGAUAGCGGGAAGAGCGGCAGCAUUCCCACUGACAUGGUAGCUGAUAUCCUCCGAUUAAUGGGUCAACCGUUCAACAAGAAGAUCUUGGACGAGCUCAUCGAAGAAGUUGAUGCCGAUAAGUCUGGACGGCUCGAGUUCGAAGAAUUCGUUACGCUGGCAGCGAAAUUCAUCGUUGAAGAGGAUGCAGAGGCUCUGGAAAAGGAACUUCGUGAGGCAUUCAGGCUCUACGAUAAGGAAGGCAACGGCUAUAUCCCAACGACAUGCUUACGCGAAAUCUUAAGAGAACUGGAUGAUCAACUGACGAAUGAAGAGCUGGACAUUAUGAUUGAAGAAAUCGACUCUGAUGGCUCCGGUACAGUUGACUUCGAUGAAUUUAUGGAGAUGAUGACCGGUGAAUAGUAACCUGAAUAAGCGAUGGACUGCUUUUGGAUCUAAAGACUUAUGUUUAUGCAACGUCUUGAAAUUAAUCAUUCAUGCCUAUAUGAGAAAUCAGUGCGUACAAAGUUUAUUCGCAUAGAAAUACCUUCCAUUUUUUAUUAGUCUCGAAAAUAAAUUUCUGUCAUAAACAUCGCAUCAAAUGAACACUUUUUCCUUUUAUACACACACAUCAUAUAACACAUCCACACAACAAGUCUUAUUUUGUUCCAUAAACUUACACAGACAUAAUACCUUGUAAUUUUUUUCAUUGAAAGAUCAAUAUAUUUAUUGUUAUUAAUAAAACUGUAUAAAAGUCUCUUAUA